AUGGAUUUUAAGCCACUAAACCCACAAAAUUUACCAAGCGAAGCUUCGAAAGCUAUCAACUAUAUAGCAAGCUAUUAUGAAAACGUACACAAGUACUCAGUUCAAAGCCAAGUUAAACCUGGUUAUCUUCGAGAGAUGAUACCGGAUACUGCUCCGCCUUCGCCGCAGUCUCUAGAGCACAUUCUUGAAGACAUCGAUACAAAGAUUGUGCCUGGCUUAACUCAUUGGCAAAGUCCUAACUUCUUUGCAUAUUACCCCGCAAACGCAAGCAAUGCUGGUUUGCUGGGAGAAAUACUUUGCUCAGGGCUUAAUGUGGUGGGUUUUAAUUGGAUAUCGUCGCCUGCUGCCACUGAGCUUGAAGCCAUUGUUAUGGAUUGGAUGGGAAAACUUCUGAACCUUCCUCAAGAUUUUCUUUUCUCUGGCGGAGGUGGUGGUGUCAUGCAUGGUACUACAUGUGAAGCAGUAGUGUGCACUCUAGCGGCCGCAAGGGAUCGAGCCUUGAAGGUUCAUGGUGAAGAGAAGAUAACCAAAUUGGUGGUUUAUGCAUCAGAUCAAACCCAUUUUACUUUCCAAAAAGCUUCUAAACUUGUUGGCAUCCCACCUCAAAAUUUUCGAGUACUUGCAACUUCGUCCCAUACAGAGUUUGCAUUAUCACCUGACGUAUUAAGGGAGGCAAUGGAGGCUGAUAUAUUACAAGGGUUGGUACCUUUGUAUGUUUGUGCUACUAUUGGGGCAACCCCAUCAGGUGCUGUCGACCCCAUUGAUGGCCUUGCUAAAACUGCUAGAACUUUUGGUGCUUGGCUUCAUGUUGAUGCUGCUUUUGCAGGAAGUGCCUGCAUAUGCCCAGAGUAUAGACACUAUCUGAAUGGAGUGGAACUUGCUGAUUCAAUAAGCAUGAACCCACACAAAUGGCUCUUAUCAAAUAUGGGAUGCUCUUGCCUAUGGCUUAAGAACCCUAAAGUACUCGUUGAUUCUCUUUCGAGUAAGCCCGAAAUCCUCCGCAACAAAGCUACUGAAUUUGAAGAUGUAAUAGACUACAAGGACUGGCAGAUUGCUCUAAGUCGACGUUUCCGAGCCCUUAAACUUUGGAUCGUUAUUCGUCGUUAUGGCUCAAUGAAUUUGACAUCCCAUAUAAGAAGCGACGUAAAGAUGGCCAAGCAUUUUGAAUCCUUGGUUCAAAAUGAUAAGUUGUUUGAGUUGGUUGUGCCUCGAAAAUUUUCUUUGGUAUGUUUCAAGCUACGGUCAGUUUGUAAAGAGGAAGAUGAGAGAGUGAUAAAUCAGAAACUGUUAGAAUUUAUAAACUCAAGUGGCAAAGCUUACAUGACUCAUGCAAUGAUAGGAGGCACAUUUGCUAUAAGAUGUGCCAUUGGAGGCACGUUGACUGAAAAGUGUCACAUUGAUAGCCUUUGGAAAUUGAUUCAAGAGAAGGCUAUAGCUAUAAUUUACCCAGAAUCAAUGCAAAACUAGGAAAGUAUAAGAUUGUGUGAGAUUAUAACUUUAGUUAUAUAUUUUAGUAGAAAUAUCAAUAUGUCUUUGGAAGAUGGAAUAAGGUUAUGUAUAUGUGUAGUCGUCUUAAAUUGUUGGAGGCUAUUUCUAUUGUAACAUUUAGAACCCUAAACAUUAAUAAGUGUAUCUUUUUAUAAAUAAACAAUAAAGUUAAUUUUUUACAGUAUU
This is a messenger RNA of Beta vulgaris subsp. vulgaris (sugar beet), 1674 nucleotides long. RefSeq names its product phenylacetaldehyde synthase. Gene Ontology annotation, biological process: amino acid metabolic process. NCBI's taxonomy places the organism in Eukaryota, Viridiplantae, Streptophyta, Magnoliopsida, Caryophyllales, Amaranthaceae. Gene Ontology annotation, molecular function: carboxy-lyase activity; pyridoxal phosphate binding. The transcript is spliced from 3 exons. The coding region runs from base 1 to 1467 and encodes 488 amino acids. The record is from RefSeq and is a predicted model, not a curated record.